Messenger RNA from Aspergillus sclerotioniger CBS 115572, 4342 nucleotides. RefSeq names its product putative plasma membrane phosphate transporter Pho87. The coding region runs from base 74 to 4342 and encodes 1422 amino acids. Gene Ontology annotation, cellular component: membrane. Gene Ontology annotation, biological process: phosphate ion transport; polyphosphate metabolic process; monoatomic anion transmembrane transport. The transcript has 10 exons. Gene Ontology annotation, molecular function: phosphate transmembrane transporter activity. NCBI's taxonomy places the organism in Eukaryota, Fungi, Ascomycota, Eurotiomycetes, Eurotiales, Aspergillaceae. The record is from RefSeq and is a predicted model, not a curated record.
CAGACGGGUCGAUGUGACUACCUCCUUCCACCCUUCUUGACGUUGCUCGUUCAUUGAGGGGAUCGAUCUCACCAUGCCGCCACGUCUCAACCUCUUCACCGCAAGGGCGGUCCCCGUUCUUCGCCAGGCUUGCCCGUCCCCCGCCAACAAUUCGGCUGCUUCCCGACGCAGUUUUGCGACUAUCCUUAACGCCAACAGACCCUGCGCCGCGUCGACCGGUCAUGGCUUGAAAUCUGGCCUGUCGGCUUCAAUGCGGGUGCAGAGGAGGUGCAACUCCUCCGAUGGAAAGGACAGAGCCAAGGGCCCGACCGAGGACCCAUUGCCCCAUGUUAGCGAAGAGGCCGCGGAGGUCAGCAAGAUCAUGGAUAAGAAGUGCGACGGUACCCCUGCCAGUCCUGAGUUGGAGCAGGGAACGCCCGUCUCUGAGAUCCUUCAGCGUGAUAAAGAAGCCCAGAAGCAUGCCCCCAAGGUUAUGCAAGACCAGAUGGCCCGUCCAUCGGGUACCCGUUCGUUCUCGACGUCCGCUCGUCGUCUGCAGCCGGAGGUUGAGGGAAACAACUUCGACAAGGCCUCGGCGGCUAUGGUUGCCAGCAUGCUCUCCGAGGUUAACCAACAGGCCGCGGAGCUGCACCCUGGCCUCAAGUUUCCCGCACCGCAAAGCAUUCCCAGGACGGAGAAUUUCCGUAAAAGAUACGAGACGAUAGUGGAGCAGUUCACCAAGCUGCUCAUGAAAGAUGGCAAGCUGAGCAAAGCCCAGAAGAACAUGGCGUUUAUUCUGGAUCACCUGCGCACUGCUCCUCCCCCUCAAUACAACCCUAAGCGCCGUUUGCUCCCCGGCCCUCCGGGUCCCCAGCUCCCUCUCAACCCCGUCCUCUACCUUGGUUUGAUUGUCGACUCCGUCGCUCCUCUGCUCAAGCUCCGCAACCAGAAGGGUAUUGUUGGUGGUGGUGUAUCUGUGCAGGUCCCUGCUCCUCUCGCAUUGAGACAGCGCCGGAGAACGGCAAUCAAGUGGAUUAUCGAUGCCUCGGAGAAGCGCAAGGAUAGUCAGUUUGCCCAGAGAGUUGCCAAUGAGCUGUUUGCUGUUGCAGAGGGUCGUAGUGGUGUGUGGGAUAAGAGAGAGCAGGUGCACAAGCUUGGUGUUGCCGGCCGUUCGAACAUUGCAUUGGUGCAUUGUUUGGUAUUAGAGUUACGCCUAAUUUUCAUGGUCGACUUGCAAUUAUCUCCUACUACUACUACUACUACUACCUUAUUAUAUAAGUGGAUGCAAUUUGGCUCCUACGGGCGCAUCUCGAUUGCACCGCCGCCGCUGUCUCUGCCCCGCUCUUCCCUGCCAUCCUUCCUGUCCGACACCGUGUCGUCGAAUGCCGGUGGUCGAACCUGGGCACGCAUCGCGUCUGCGAGGGGUGCCUUUACCGACGACAACGACGUAACCCCGAGGGGCCAGACUAUCGAGCUUGUCGACUAUCCUGACUCACCUGCCACACCCUCCCACCAGUCUCACGCGCCUGACCCUCGAACAACUGCACAUACCCAGCUGACUGACCGGCCGUCCGAAGACUGCCCACAGCGUCGUACAGACGACAAGGAAGGUGGUAUUCAGCCUACCCUGCGGAAGAAGCCGGUUAGAAUCAAAUAUUGGAUAGAAGCUCUUCGUCGUCAUUCUCACCGCCACAACGCCAGUGGCUCCGACAAGAUGAAGUUCUCCCACAGUCUCCAGUUCAAUGCGGUGCCGGACUGGAGUGCCUAUUAUCUUGCUUAUAGCAACCUCAAGAAAUUAAUAUACUCUCUAGAACAAGAAGUACAUCGAUCGACCGGACAGGAACAUGUAGAUGUCGAGUCAGCCCCUUUGCUCGAUGGCGGCAAUCUCAACACGGAUGCCAUCUUUCGUCGAGCCCUAGAUGCAGAAUUGGAGAAGAUCUGUUCCUUCUACCAAGCCAAGGAGGCGGAGAUAUUGGCAGAGGUCGAGGAUGUCGUCAAGGAUGCUGAGGAAUAUGCAAACCGGGCCGACUCGAUCAACGUCGACCCGAUGAGUGAGAGCAUGAUAAAGGCUCGCACGACAAGUUCCCAUUCCAGGCAGCGACCUGGAAGUUUUUUCCGGCAGAGUCAUGAACGGCGUCAUAGCACGUUCAGCGAAACACUAGCCGACGAAGAAGACGAUGAUGAUGAUUUGGACAGUGAUGACGAACCCGCUUCGUUGUCGAAUCAGAACAGGUCCCAGUCGCAUGGCGCCGAGUCUAGCAACCCGGAUGGGUGUCGUACGGACGACAUGAGAGAUUCCGGGCUCUGGGCCGCCGAUUCCAGACUCUUGGGCUACGGAGGUCCGUCCGCCCACCGUGGGGGUGCACAGGACGAACGGUUUUCGGAUCCAACCGUCGUGGAUCUCUACAAUGCCGGUCUCUCGCUGAAGAAGCGGGCCGUUGCGGCCUAUGUUUCCGUCUGUGGACUCAAGUCGUAUAUUCAGCUUAACAAGACCGGCUUCUCCAAGGCAUUGAAGAAGUACGAUAAGAUUCUUGACCGCAAUCUUCGACGGGAGUACGUGAACUCGGUCGUGUCCCCGGCGUACCCCUUCACCGACUCUACCAUGGGCCUGGUAGAUGACAACAUCAACAAGGUUGAAGAGGUUUACGCGAAUAUCGUCACCACGGGUAAUAUUUCCUUGGCUAAACGUGAACUUCGGCUGCACCUCAGGGAGCAUGUUGUCUGGGAACGCAACACAGUGUGGAGAGAAAUGAUAGGCAUCGAAAGGAAGGCUCAAGCCGCCAACGUUGGUAUUCGCAGGACGCUCCUGGGAGGAGACGAGGACCCUUCGAGAGCCCGACGUCAAGGGGACGAGCAGGAAGCCAUGCCGAAGGUACUCAGGACGCCUUUUGGUGCUGUCCAAAUUCCACAGUGGCUCUUUAGCUUGAGUUUCGGCACCCUCGUUUUCAUCCUGUUGGUCUUUGGCAUCUUGCUUUCUGCUCCGAUAAUGGAGAAGCCGGAGCAGCAAAACUGUCUGGCUAUGCUUGUUUUCGUCAGUUUACUGUGGGCUACAGAGGUCAUCCCUCUCUUCGUCACAUCCCUACUCAUUCCUUUCCUCGUCGUAAUGCUUCGGAUCAUGCUGUCCGAAGCCAAGCCUCACGAACGCCUAGGGGCCAAGGACGCCACCAGUGCGGCUUUCAGCGCCAUGUGGACACCAGUCAUAAUGCUAUUGCUUGGCGGCUUCACGAUCGCUGCCGCCCUAUCGAAGUACGAUAUCGCUCGUCGAAUGGCAAUGUUUGUCUUGAGUAAAGCUGGCUCCAACCCCAACGUCUUGCUUCUCACCAAUAUGUUUGUGAGCAUGUUCCUGAGUAUGUGGAUCAGCAACGUCGCAUCGCCCGUGCUCUGCUACUCGAUCAUCCAACCUCUCUUGCGAAACCUAGCGCCCGAUUCAAGCUUUGCCAAAUCCCUUGUUCUGGGCAUCGCUCUGGCCGCUAACGUCGGUGGUGCUGCGUCGCCGAUCGCAUCUCCCCAGAACAUCAUCGCGCUGCAGAACAUGUACCCGAGCAUCAGCUGGGGUACCUGGUUCUUCAUCUCCCUGCCAGUGUGCAUCCUCUCCAUUCUCUUGAUCUGGGUCCUCUUAGUGGUUACCUUCAAACCCGGUCGGGAAACCGCCGUCGCCAUCCGCCCCUUGAAAGACAAGUUCACCGGCGUACAAUGGUUCAUCAGUAUCGUCACACUCUUCACCAUCGCAUUAUGGUGUGGCAGUCACCAACUCGAGCACAUCUUCGGCGACAUGGGCGUCAUCGCCAUCAUCCCCAUGGUCCUAUUCUUCGGCACUGGUAUUCUCAACAAAGAAGACUUCAACAACUUCCUCUGGACAAUCAUCAUCCUAGCCGCCGGUGGCCUCUGCCUCGGAAAGGCCGUCACGUCCUCCGGCCUCCUGCACACCCUCGCCAGCGGCAUCCGGGAACGGGUGGAACACCUCAGUCUCUACGGCGUGCUACUUGUCUUCUGCUCUUUGAUCCUCGUCGUCGCCACCUUCAUCUCCCACACGGUAGCAGCCCUAAUCAUGCUUCCCCUGGUGCGACAGAUUGGCAUCAGCAUGGCCGACCCUCAUCCGAACCUGCUCGUGAUGGCGAGCGCAUUGAUGUGCUCUGUGGCCAUGGCUUUGCCGACCAGUGGCUUCCCUAACAUGACGGCAAUCAUGACGGAAGUGCCCCAGACUGGCCAGCGGUACCUGCAGGUCCGCCACUUCUUCACCCGUGGUAUCCCAGCCAGUUUGAUGUCAUUCGUUGUGGUCGUGACGGUCGGUUACGGGCUGAUGUACAUUGCUGGACUAUUCGCUAUAUCUGAACUCGCUAUAUCUGGAUUUGCUUUUGGCUAG